AUGGACAAUUUAAAAACUAAUGCAGUCGAUGCGUCGAAGCUGAAAAAGAUAGGGCGAGGAGAUGGAACGGGAGAUUUUAAGAGUGCUCAGGCACAGCAGCAUACCGGCCUUCAUGCGGACACUAAGUUCGCGGGGCAUACUGUGGCGCAACCGGGAUCCACCACCCCGGAAGCGCUGCAGCGCCCUGGCCAAGGCGCUUGCGCCGCACGUCCCUGUAAGGGGAUAGACGAGGGAGGAGAUGAUUUCGGGAGGCCGAUCCCUAGCGGCAGGGAUCGGGUACCCGAAAUCGAGAGAGAGAGGCGGCUCAGCGUAGUGCUAACGCGCUGCGACACGCCUAUCGCCGCGAAGACUGCUAGCCGGGAGGAGGAGUCUAUGGACUCGGACGACGACUCCUCUAGCGCUAGCAUGAUCACGGUGGGGUCGGAGGUGUCGGGCCCGAGAAGACUCUUCCUAAAAAGGAAUAGGUCGGACCCCGAGGCCGAAGAGUCGGACUCGCCUGGGUCGCUCCUUGAGGGGGCAGGCCACAGGUCUAAAAGGGGAAGAGGCCGCCCCUCCUCCACUGGGAAGUAUGUCGGCCUGGCCGCAGCCAGGGCGGCAUACAACCAGGAGCUGGCCGAAAGCCUGCGGCUGGAGGCAGAGGCUGAGGUAGCAGGGAUGGCUCGGAACCUGAGGGAGGCUAGGGCCUCUUUACAGCCCAGCCCCCACCUUGCUGCCCAAGAGGAGGAUGCCGAGCAGACGAGCGCUGCACUGGCCAGCGUUGUGAAGGCUUCGCUGGAAACCAUUACAAUGGUCGCCACGAAGUCUUCGCAGCUGAAAGGGACAUACGUCCGGGCCCUGAAGGAUGCGGUGAGGGGCAUCCAGGAGGCCGUGUCCCAAAUCAGGGAGCGGACGAUGUCCGAAGAGGUCAUGCGGCUGGAGGCCGCUAACUCCAAGCUCACGAGGGAAGUCGCCGAUCUGCGCCGCGACUUGCAAGAGUUGCGGCAGCGACCCUCCCAGCCUCAGAGCUCGGAGUCAAGCCUCCGGCAGAUACUGGAGGAGACAGCCCGCGCCAACGCUGAGAUGUUCGGCAAUAUGCUGAACGCUCGGUUGGCCGGGAUUGAAGAUCGUCUCCUCCCGGAGCCCCGCAGGAGACCUCCGCUCGCAGCGGACGUCAGAGGCGCCAAGGCAGACCCGGCUCACCCUGAGCCAGCGGGGGCCCCGGCCGCCUCUACAAGCGGUAGUGGCCGCCCCAUGGCAGGGCCAGGCGUAAAGCCAAAGCCCGCCAAAGAGGCUCCCACGAACAGCCAGGCCUCUUCUGCUCCCCCUUCUUCGGGAAAGAAGGGGAAGAGCAAGAAGAAGAGCCUGGCUGCACAGGAGGCAGCAGAGGCUCGGCGUCAGCCUGCCUCUACACCAGCGAUGGAGCCGUGGACCGCCGUUGUUGGCCGAAAGGCCAAGAACAAGGCGGCCAAAGCGGCCAAAGCGGCCAAAGAGCCGCAAAAGCCUCGGCCCACGGCCCAGAAGAGGGCAAAGCUCCGGACACCAAGAACGGCAGCGGUAUCGCUGACGUUGGUGCCCGGAGUCGAGGAGAGAGGCGUAACAUACGCCUCUAUCCUCUCCGAUGCCAAGCGGCGCGUCUCCCUAGCGGACCUCGGAAUCAACAACAUGAGGUUCCGCAGGGCGGCGACGGGUGCGCGCCUGCUUGAGAUCGGAGGGGAGGACUCGGCGGCUAAGGCGGACUCUCUGGCUAAAAAGCUGCGAGAGGUCCUGAGUCCCGACGCGGUCAAGGUCGUCCGCCCAGUGAAGCGCGCGGAAAUCCGCGUCACUGGGCUGGACGACUCAGCCGACGCCAUUGAGGUGGCCGACGCAGUGGCCAAAGAAGGAGGGUGCGCGGUCGACGACGUGAAGCAUGGGCGGAUCGUCGUCGGGCCGAGAGGUGACGGCUCCCUCUGGGUCAGCUGCCCAGUCGCGGCCGCCAAGAGGCUGUCCGACUCUGGCCGACUACUGGUCGGGUGGACGUCGGCCAGAGUAAGGCUCCUCGACCCCAGACCGGCGCGGUGCUACCGCUGUCUGGAGCCCGGGCACCUCGGAGCAAAGUGCUCCUGCGAGGUUGACCGCAGCCGUCUGUGCUUCCGCUGCGGUCAACCCGACCAUCAGGCGCGGGACUGCACGGCUGAGCCCCACUGCCCCGUCUGUGCGACGGCAGGCAAACCGGCGGCUCAUUCCAUCGGUGGCAGCGGAUGUAUUUCCGCCGCCACAAAGCCGGCAGCCAAAAGUCCCAAGAAGGGUGCGCGGAAGCCGAAGCGGCCAAAGCGUAAGGCCAAGAGGGCCGGGGCGGAGCAGAUGGACACCGUUCCUUGA
Messenger RNA from Pectinophora gossypiella (pink bollworm), 2337 nucleotides. RefSeq lists its product as uncharacterized. Gene Ontology annotation, molecular function: zinc ion binding; nucleic acid binding. The transcript has a single exon. NCBI's taxonomy places the organism in Eukaryota, Metazoa, Arthropoda, Insecta, Lepidoptera, Gelechiidae. Bases 1 to 2337 code for a protein of 778 amino acids. The record is from RefSeq and is a predicted model, not a curated record.